This is a messenger RNA of Paramecium pentaurelia, 970 nucleotides long. NCBI's taxonomy places the organism in Eukaryota, Ciliophora, Oligohymenophorea, Peniculida, Parameciidae. The record is from the annotation of a GenBank genome assembly.
AUGAAUUAAUUGUAUAAACUUACACCUCAAGAAUUAGCAACUAGAAAGGAUAUUGUUGUGUUGAGUGAUAAAGGAUUACGUUUUAGGGAAGAGAUAAAAUCAUAAGAUCAAUUUGAUUUAGAUGAUUUCCAUUUACCUCAAAGUAAUUCUGUCUAUUUAUAAUCUAGUCAAUUCUUAAAAAGAUAAACCAUAUACAAGAAGAUCAGUGCUUUAAGGAGAAAAACCAGUUGAAUUACUAGUUGCUGAUUUGAAGAAAGAAUUAAAUAUCAGUAGACCAUAUAUGGAGAAGGCUUUAGAGAAAAUGACAGCUAAAAUAACUUAAGAAAAACCAUCUGCAGUUAUAAACAACAAAUUGCAAAAACUAUAUUAAGAACUAGAUAGACAUACACGAUUGUUAGAAAAGAAAAAAGUGAAGUUUCAAAAGAAACCAAUUGAAUAAUAGAUAUAAGAUCAAACUUCAAUUUUAGAAGAAUCAGAAUUUUAAGAUAAAGUUGCUUCUCUUAAUGCAUUAGAAGCAAGAUUAUGGAGAAUGCAAUAAAAUUAUUAAAAUGAAAUUAAAAUCCGAGAGGAUACUUUAAAAGUAGAUAUAACUAUCUUACUAGUAGAAAGUUAAACAAAACCUAAAUGAGAUUAGAAUUUAAAAGGAAGCUGAAAUUGAAUAGGUUCCAGUCCCUGUUUAAAUGGAACAACUUUAAUAAUCUUAAUAUCUAGAUAGGAAAUCAAUUAGACUUAAAGAUUAUUAAAAAUAUAAAUUUGAAGUAACCAAUGUUGGUAUUCGUAGAAAAUCUGGAAUAGACAACCUCCUCCAUCCUAUACUUCUAAGUAAAUCUUAAUCGAAGAAGAAAGAAAGAAAUAACUCUAAUUAAUAAAAGAAUAAUAAGAAUAUGAGUAAGAAUUAUUAAGAAGAAAUGGACAUUCAAAUAUCAAUAAUGUAGCUAAUCGUACUAAUUAUGAAUAAAAUGAGUAAUGA